GCAAAUAAGUGCAGUCCUUCCGCAUGCGGAGCUAUUCUCAAUAGCAGCUACCCUUUCGGCCUCAAGACCGACCCCAGCCACUGCGGCCAUCCCAAAUUCAAACUCACCUGCGAAAGCAAUGUCACCUUCCUCUAUCUUAAAAACUCUAUCAAAUACUAUGUCAAAGCAAUGACUACCAAAAUUCCACCAUCAGGCUGGUUGAUGCUUCCAUAAACAACGACGACAUCUGCUCUUUCCCCAUCCGCUCCUCAUAUCCCUAUGAAAUCUCCCGUCCUUAUCUUUCCAAUUCCGAUUUUUUUUACUGUGGUGAAGUAUGGUUUGUUAAAUUGAUUAGCUGCCCCAAUCCAAUCAACAAUUCUCACCCCAAUCCGAUCAACAAUUCUACCCUUUUCACAGACAUUAAUCCAUAUUGUGCCUCUAAUUCAUCACAUUCUCGAUUUAGUUAUGUAAAGGUUCUGCUGAGGCCCUCAGAGUUACCACAUAUGUGUAAAUUAGAUCUAAUAAUCGUGACAACGUGGCCGGGAUUCACGCAUGUGAAGAAUGUUUCACUCUCAGAAAUCCACCAAUCUCUCUUGUAUGGACUUGAUCUCAAUUUCUGUUCUAGUUGCAGAAUCACAACCACAGCAUGGGAGAAAUUCAUAUAUAACUUAUUAGGACCUACUCGGUAUCUCCUAAUUCCUCUGGCCAUUCUAGUGUUCAUAAUUGCAGGGGUAAGCCUUCCUGUGACAAUCAUCAUCGGAAUUGCAGGUGUAUUAGUACUCUCAUUUAUUUCCUAUUUUCAAGGGAUACAAGACCGUAAGUAUCUUUUAUUUCAUUUUUCUUUUUGUCAGGCCUUGAAUCUGUUGUUUGUCUUUUUGGGUGUAGCCUGUCGUCUGUGUGCCUAUUUAUAUAGAAUGUUCUACUCUCAGGCUAUGGGAGAAGAUCAUUACCAUGAAUUCAAUGGACUUUGGGAGUUUUGGUUUAGCACAAUUUUCCAGCUGACAUUAUUGUCAUUGUCACCAUAAUCGGUGCACCAAGGAUAAUCAUAUGUUCUUUGAUAGUCUGGUUUUUGAUCUACAAAUUCCGGAGAAGGCACUUAUCCUCUUUCAAGGGAGUAGAAUCAUUCCUACAAAGUGACAAUAAACUCGCUCCAAUUGAUAUUCCUACUCAGACUUAAAGAAGAUGACUAAGAAUUUUGAAGAUAAACUUGGCCAAGGAGGCUUUGGUUCUGUUUACAAAGGAAAGCUUCGAAGUGGCUAUCUUGUAGUAGUCAAAUUGCUUGGAAAAUCUGCAGCAAAUGGGAAAGAUUUCAUGAAUGAAAUAGGAACUAUUGGGAGGAUCCAUCAUGUAUGUUGUCCAACUCGUUGGCUAUUAUGCUGCAAAAUUAAAGCGUGCCUUAAUUUUUGAUUUCAUGCCAAACGGUUCGCUUGACAAGUACGUCUUCAAUAGAGAAAAAAGCUAUUCAUUGGAUUGGGCUAUGAAAUUUAAGAUUGCAGUUGAAGUGGCCCGAGGGAUCAAAUAUUUGCCCCAUGGUUGUGACAUUCAGAUUUUGCAUUUUGACAUCAAACCUCACAAUAUACUUUUUGAUGAUAAGUUCGUCCCAAAAAUAUUGGAUUUUAGAUUGGCGAAAUUAUGCUCCACAAACAAGGAGAUAGUUAUAGUGACGGCUGCAAGAGGAACCAUAGGGUAUGUUGCUCCAGAACUGAUCAAUAGAAGUAUUGGCGCAGUGUCUUACAAGGCUGAUGUGUAUAGUUUUGGGAUGUUGAUUGAAAUGGUGGGAUUAAACAAAGACUUGCCAUGAAACAAUGAUGAAUCUAGUAACUAUUUCCCAAACUGGAUAUACGACCACUUGAACCUAGGUAGGGACAUUGACAUUGGAAAUGUUGUUGAAAAUGAUGAUAGAAACAUUAGUCGGAAGAUGACUAUUGUUGCGUUAUGGUGCAUACAAAUGAGUCCAAACAAUCGUCCAUCUAUGAAUAAGGUGUUGGCUAGAUGUUAGAAGAUGAUGUCGAACAUCUGCAAAUUCCCGAUUAUCCAGCGCAUGUGGCAGGGAAUCAGGAAGAAAACUGGGCUACAGA
This is a messenger RNA of Salvia hispanica, 2057 nucleotides long. Lineage: Eukaryota; Viridiplantae; Streptophyta; Magnoliopsida; Lamiales; Lamiaceae. The record is from RefSeq and is a predicted model, not a curated record.